Molecule: messenger RNA, 4186 nt
Organism: Leptonychotes weddellii (Weddell seal)
Lineage: Eukaryota; Metazoa; Chordata; Mammalia; Carnivora; Phocidae
Source: RefSeq, a predicted model, not a curated record
CACCCAGGUGCCCUGAGGCAUAGUUGUAAAAAAUCCCCUCAACAGACAUCUCCCGGGAAUUUGGUUGUCAUGAUCAGCUUGCACAUCCCCCUGCCCCACACACACUUCCCAGGGCAAAAGUACUGGUUAGCUCAAUUCUUAAACACCCACUUGGGAAUUUGGCUCACUCUGCCUAUUUUGGGCAUCUUUCUCCUCAUCAUUUACAAAAGACCAGGUCUUGUAAGGAGAAGGAGGGAUGAGGUGUCUGGGGAACAAGAGCACUCUUCUGAAUGAGGGAAUCCAUCACCUAGGUCUUAUUUAAGGAACACAUGAUCCCAGGCAACCACUACCAGAUCAGCCUUCCCACAUGAGACCUACUCCUCCCAUGGUCCCUUCCACACCCUGUCAGGUCCCGGAUGAGGCAGUGUGUGAGGCAGAGGUCUGUGACCAUCUCCUAUCCUCUUCGCUCCCACUUCCUCCUCUCUGCAGGCCCCCAGCUGGGCUGGAUGCAGAGUCUUGCAGAUUCACCCUUGACCUUGGAGCAAAGGAAUUCGGCUUGUGUUACCACGUGCCGGGAAAUGGAAGGAUGCUGAGCUGGAUCAAACAACCGGCUCUUAUUCCUUCUUACUCCACCCCAAGGGUCUGAGCAAGGUGCAGAAGACAACAGGCAGUUGAGCUGGCCUGUGUAUCUUUACCAGCCUGUGGGAGAUCAUAACAUCUCCUUACCCACAUGUGUUGGGAUAUCUCAGUUCCUCAGCCACUUGAUUCUUACCUCCUUUCCCUUUUCCUCUGCUUACUGUCCGGCCACCUGGAGCUCCAGCGGGCUGACUUGGAUUCAAGGGCAGGAGUGGGCCUGGGGUGUGGGGAUUGGGGCAGCUGGAGAGGGGUGGGUGUGGCUCCAGGUUCCCACCCCGGGUCUGAUCGCACCGGCUCCAUCACAGUGAGGUCGCCCACCGGCGACGGAGAUGCGUUGUGUGUUACAGAAGAGGAGCUGGCUGGUGACAACGAGGACAUGCCGACCUUCCCAUGCACACCAGAGGACCGGCCGGGGCCCCGCUGCAGCCGCUGCCAGAAGAACCUGUCUUUGCACACAUCGGUGCGGAUUCUUUACCUCUUCCUGGCCCUGCUCCUAGUGGCCGUGGCCGUGCUGGCCUCCCUGGUUUUCAGGAAAGUGGACUCUCUCUCAGAAGACAUCUCCCUGGCCCAGGCCAUUUAUGACAAGAAGCUUAUGUCUAUGCAGGAAAAUCUCCAAGGACUGGAUCUGAAAGCCCCAAACAACUGUUCCUUCUGCCACGAGGCUGGGCAGCUGGAGCAAGAGAUCAGAAAACUGCAGGAGGAGCUGGAGGGAAUUCAGAAGAUGCUUCUGGCCCAGGAGGUGCAGCUGGACCAGACCUCUCAGACCCACGAGCUGCUCUCCACCACCAGCAGUCAGAUCUCCCAGGAGAUGGGCAGUUGUUCAUUCUCCAUCCACCAGGUCAACCAGUCUCUGGGGCUCUUUCUUGCCCAGGUGAGAGGCUGGCAGGCCACCACGGCUGGCCUGGACCUCUCUCUGAAGGACCUCACCCAGGACUGCUAUGAUGUCAAGGCUACAGUCCACCAGAUCAACUUCACCGUGGGGCAGACUUCGGAGUGGAUCCACGGGAUCCGGCGGAAGACUGACGAGGAGACCCUGACCCUCCAGAAGAUUGUCACCGACUGGCAAAACUACACCCGGCUCUUCAGCAGCCUGCGCACCACCUCAGCCAAGACCGGAGAAGCAGUCAAGAACAUCCAGGCCACCCUGGGGGUCUCCUCCCAGCGCAUCAGCCAGAAUGCCGAGAGCAUGCACGACUUGGUGCUGCAGGUCAUGGGCCUGCAGCUGCAGCUGGAUAACAUCUCGUCCUUCCUGGACGACCACGAAGAGAACAUGCAUGAUCUGCAAUACCACACCCACUAUGCCCAGAACCGCACGGUGGAGAGGUUCGAGACGCUAGAAGGACGCAUGACUUCGCAUGAGAUCGAGAUCGGCACCAUCUUCACCAACAUCAAUGCCACCGACAACCACGUGCACAGCAUGCUGAAGUACCUGGACGAUGUGCGGCUCUCCUGCACGCUGGGCUUCCACACCCACGCUGAGGAGCUCUACUACCUGAACAAGUCCGUCUCCCUCAUGCUGGGCACCACAGACCUGCUCCGGGAGCACUUCAGCCUGCUCAGUGCGCGGCUGGACUUCAACGUCCGAAACCUCUCCAUGAUCAUGGAGGAGAUGAAGGCUGUGGACACGCAGCAUGGAGAAAUCCUUCGCAACGUCACCAUCCUAAGAGGUGCCCCUGGCCCUCCAGGACCAAGAGGACUCAAAGGAGACAUGGGCACGAAGGGGCCCGUUGGCAGCAGAGGACCAAAAGGAGACCCUGGUAGCUUCGGCCCCCCGGGACCCCAGGGGCCUCAGGGGCAGCCUGGAGACAGAGGACCUAUGGGAGAAAGGGGGCCGGUUGGCCUUCGAGGUUUCCCAGGCCUCAAAGGCUCAAAGGGAAGCUUUGGAAGUGGAGGCCCAAGAGGACAGCCAGGCCCCAAGGGGGAUGUGGGGCCCCCAGGGCCAGAGGGGCCCCCAGGGUCUCCAGGACCCUCAGGGCCUCAGGGAAAACCAGGGAUUGCUGGGAAGACAGGGUCCCCGGGCCAGCGGGGGCCCAUGGGGCUUAAGGGUGAACCAGGGAUCCAGGGGCCCCCUGGAGUCCCAGGGCCCCCAGGCCCACCAGGAAGCCAGAGGCACUGCUAAGGGCCCCAGUCCCAGACACUGCUACACAGGAUGGCAGGAAGGGCCUCAGGGCAGAGCGAGCCCCCCAGAAAGCCACACCUACAGACAGUUGUGGUCCUUUGAUCCCAAAGGGGCCUCCCCCCGGCCCGUCCCUGCACCUCCGGGCUCCCCAGUACUGACUGUACCAUAGAAAGCAGCCCCUCACACACACGCGCGCGCACACACACGUACACGCACACAACGUUUCUCUGCUGCCCAGCGGGGCCAACCAGGCUUCCCUGGCUGGGCAGGAGGAGAGGGCAGGGGGAGAUGCCCCCUCUCCUGUGACUGAGCCUGCCAGGGAGGUGGCUACCUUGGGAGGAAGGUCUUGAAUCUAUUUCCGAAUUCCCGACCAACUCAGCUUUCCAGCAUCUUCAGAACCAACCUGGCCAGCAGUUCCCUGUGGCUCCCAGCGCUUGAGAAGACCCAGGAAAACCUUUGCAGGGGAUGUGGUUCAAACUCGAGGGACAAGGGGGAUUUGGCGACCAAAACAUUCUCCUCCUAACCUUGGGAAUGGAGUCCCGGGAGCUGCCCCUGCCUCAUCCGGGCCAGAGGGACUCCACCUGUGCCGCUGUCCCCAGGCUCUGCGCACCGUGCUCCCAUGAGUUCAGCAAUUUUGUCAUGUCUCCCGAAAAUUCCUCACUUCAUCCUUGCCUCCUUCUCCCAGGAGCAUCCUAGAAGAAAUCCAAGGAGGAGUCUCAUCUGCAUGGGAAGGCUAUCUAGGCCCUGGAACAUUCUCCCAGAGUGGUGCCCAGCAGCUGGGACGCUGGAGGAAGGGGGGGUGGGGGGACAGCAGCAAGUGUGAAGAGGCCGGGGUCAGCGGGCUGUCUGUGGAGUUGGCUCCCUUGCUCUGCACCAGGCCAGCCUGCUCCACUCCUGGGACGGGCCCCUCUGCGGCGGCUGAUGGAGGCCAAGCCGGGUAACAACAGCUCUCCCCUCCUGCACCCAGCUCUCCUGCCCACAGGUGCCCGCUCACCUCACCCUACCAUGACUCAGAAUGGCCCGAGGCCUCUCUGCAUGGGCAGCAAGACUGGACGUGAGGACAGAAGGGCCUGAAUGUGCACAAGAGGCUCACUUUGACAUCACCCCUGACCACCUCCAGCUUCCUGCGCGCACGGGCACAAAGGAGCCCUGGGAAGCUCCCCUGGCAAGGUGAAGGCAGCCCACAGGCUAAACUGGUUGUGGAGCUGCCCUCCUUUGUGUUCAACAGAUUCCGACCACUCCUGGGCCGGGGCAUGGAGCUGUCUCCUCCCCGGCCCGACUCAGACACCAGCCCCUUUCCGCCUUCCGAAAGCCUUCAUGCCACCUCCCUUCUCGUAAUCGGCGUGCAACUGGUUUGCACUCCCGCCCGCCCCCACUGCCGUGUAAUCCUGUCUACAUAUGAUAUCAUGCGACGUAGUAUUACUGACUCAGUAAAGAGCUCUUUCCAGGAGG